AUGUCGUGGACCAGGAUCGUGAAUUGCUUCGUUGAGACCUUCGCUGAUGCCGCAACCUUGGAUGCCCACUGUGGCUGUGCCUCUAGCUCCUUGUUCGAUAGCUUCGCAACUUCGGCCUGUCUACACUCCGUCGACCGAAUUACUGGGUUCCUUCCCUUUACACUCCGCGACUAUACUCUCAACCCUACACUGGAGCAACUCAACGGAGAAGGCUUCAACACCCCAUGGUCCGCCCUCUUCCUGUCGCUUGCUCUGAAACAGCGAAAGGACCGGGGGAGCACCGCUCAAUUCCCCAUCAAUCGUUUCAAUCAGUUUCCGGAGCUUCGCGACCUCUCGGCAAGAACCGAUGUCCCCUCCUGGAUGAAGAUCAUUCGCCAUGUACAGACUGUCGAUGAUCUGAAAGACUUGCAGCGGGACGAAGAGAAGCAAGAAAAAAAGGAUGGCACAGUAAACUUCAAUAACCUGAGACAGUACGACCCUGAAAGCAACGACAAGCAGACCAAGAAUACAAUUGAGUUUCGUCAACAUGCGGGUACUCUGCGUGGACCUGAAGUCAUUGCUUGGACUCGGUUGCUAGUAAGUCUCAUGACAUAUUGCAACGAUACUCCCGAAGACGAAGUUGACGGACUCUGCAUGAAAGCCUGGUCUGACCCGUCCUGGACCGCCUUGGACCUCAUGAAAGCCAUCGGUAUGUCUGAAAGCUCAGACACUUACAAGCACUACAAACACGUCCUGGGCUUCUAUUCGAGAAGUGAGCCAUAUGCUGACAUUGUGAGAGAACAAGAGAUCAAAGAUCUGAGGCUACAUGGACCGUGUUACUUUUUCGCUGAUAUGAUGCAGAUGAACAUUGACAGACGACACAAACGUAAUAGUCGUGCUGAGGUUGAGAAACGUAUUGCUGAGAAGUUCAGGAAGGGUUCUUAUGGGCAGUACUCUGCGGAGUAUUUGAAGCAGCUGGGGCCGAUGGCUUCACCAUCGGCGAUGCCGUCGAAACGACGCGGGCGAUUGCUGAAGAGCAUGCGGAUUGCCAUCAGUUCAUAG
Molecule: messenger RNA, 1041 nt
Organism: Fulvia fulva
Lineage: Eukaryota; Fungi; Ascomycota; Dothideomycetes; Mycosphaerellales; Mycosphaerellaceae
Exons: 3
Coding region: 1-1041 (346 amino acids)
Source: RefSeq, a predicted model, not a curated record